UUUAGAUCACGGUGAUACUACCCGGUACAUACACCUUUUAGUAGAGCUAGGCCUAUACUUGGAUUAUUCGGAAACACGUACCCCACGCACGGAGAUAUCUGAGAUAGAACUGUAUAAGCCCUACUCUAUCGCGAUCGGGAUCUGUAGAUCUACACGGAAAAGACUCUAGCUGGACUCAAACCUAACAUCGGAACAUAUUCCUCUGAUACAUCUGUGUCUAAAACUGUUAUUGUUAACGUUAUACCUAGGCCUAGUACUUUAUCGCCUCGGCCUAGUCCUUUAAUUCGGAUAUAGAUCCACGGAACCAAUUUAUUAUUCCUCGGAGACUUCUGACACGUAGAGGGUCUACACGUGAAAAUAAACUCCGAUUUUAGUCGCAGGUAGGCUACCGUAACCUGCCGACACGAGAUAGGCCUAGGCUACACUGUGCUACAGCAGUCUACCUUCUGCUUGUGUUCCUCGAUUUCGUCGACCAUUAUAUCGCGGCUCACAUCAAAACUUGAGUGGCUCAAUGAAAGAAUCGAUGCCUCAGGAUGGGAAAACAUAAAGCAUCAACCAGCAGAGGAGGCAGGGGAAAAGGAGCAAGAGGUUCAAGGGGACGCCCACGGAGUACGAGUCUACGCAGUCAGACACGGGCAACGAGAGCUACAACGGAGAGCCAGGCAAGCCAGCAGCCGACCGGGCCGGGGGUGAUCGAGCCUUCACUAGGCGAUGGACCAGAGAUAGCUCAACAAGCAACCACCUCCCACUCACUUCAACCCCCGACGAGCCACCAAUCAUCCGAUGGGGAGGUUCCGCCAACUCGCACCAGAGGCAGAGGACAGCCCAACACCAAUACCAGAAUGCCUAUGGCAGAUUUAGAGGGAGAAACGUAUCGACUGUUGUCUAAGUCAAUAGCAGAAGGGACAAAAGUUUGUUAUCAGGGAGCAGUCAAUUCAUUCCAGAAUUUCCGUAUACAAUACAACUUAGACACAUCCUGGCCUGCAUCGACAGAGCAGGUAAUGGCCUUUAUCGCACAGCUUUCUCUUAAUGGGUUGGCAGCGUCAACGGUUACACAAAGAAUAGCUGCUCUGUCAUAUCUACAUAACAUGUAUGAAUGGCAGGACCCAACAAAACACUUCCUUAUUAAGAAAAUGCAAGAGGGCUGUCGCCGAGGGCCAAAACGGAAAGACAGUCGCCUCCCAAUCACAUUAGCAUUGUUAAGUAAACUCCUUCCAACCCUUAACAAUGUGUGUUCAUCGUUCUAUGAAGCUUGUUUGUUCCAGGCAGCAUUUCUUCUUGCUUUUUAUGGUUUUUUGAGGGUAGGUGAAUUCACAGCUAGGGGCAGACUAGGAGACACCAAGAAAAUAAUACAGCUCCAAGAUAUCCAAGUAGGGAACGGGCCCCUCCGCACCAUGUUGGUAAAAAUCAGAUAUUCAAAAACAGAUCAGUACGGAUCCUCCACCACCCUUAGUAUAAAGGAGAAUGGUAUUCUUGGUGGGUGCCCAGUUGUCGCAAUGAUAAGGUUCCUUGAUCUCAGGCGCAAGAAUUCAGGCCCUCUAUUCUGCCAUAUUAAUGGAUUACCGUUGACUAGAUACCAGUUCGGGGCAGUCGUGAAAAAGGCCUUAAGAUCAACAGGGGCUGAUAUUGACCAGUAUGGAACACAUUCAUUUCGAAUUGGGGCAGCGACAACGGCAGCCUUAAAUGGUGUCCCACCAGAUAAAAUCAAGGAAAUGGGGAGAUGGCAAAGUGAAACCUAUAGGUCAUAUGUCAGAAUAUAGCCCAAUCCUAGUGAAAUUAUGGUUAGUUUCAUGUACAAUGCAACUCCAAUUUAAAGAAAAUUAGGCUAUUACAUGUAUAAUACAAUUCCAACUCGAAGAGAAUUAUGUGCUUGUAAAGUGUACCGUGACAAAUCCACCUGAAAUGGAACUAUGUAUCUUUCAUGUUCCAGCUAAUUCCAAAGCAAAAGAAGCAUGGGUAAAAUGUUACAGGUUUUGAGGUACCAAUUUAACUUCAACUUAAGGAUAAAUUAGAGUGGUGGCAGCCAAUACUGACGUUAUAUCAAUGGAGAUCUAUUACAUUUAAAUGAAUAAAUCUUGUGGAAACAUGAAACCUAAGCCGGAGAUUAAUUACCCUGGGCACCGCCAAUACAAGGCAAAUACAGGGAAAGACAGAUUGUGGAAUGUCAUGCUUACUUGUACGUUAUUUCAUCAGAAUUACUCAAUUUCUUGCAGAACCCCCUGGCAUAUACAUAAGGCUCAUAUGAACAGAUGUUCAUUGCCAGAUUCAGUAAACUCAUUUAAACCAUUAUCAAUUGGUAUUUAUCCUUGAAUAUGAUUAGGUGUAUUUACAUGCAACGUACCAAUACAACUCCAGCUUAGAUAUAAUUACCGGUAUGUACAAUUAUAGUUACCAUACAUAACCAUACAUACCCACACAUUUGGCUACCAAUAAAUUAUCCCAUAC
Lytechinus variegatus (green sea urchin) is the source of this 2445-nucleotide messenger RNA. RefSeq lists its product as uncharacterized. The record is from RefSeq and is a predicted model, not a curated record. Gene Ontology annotation, molecular function: DNA binding. Gene Ontology annotation, biological process: DNA recombination; DNA integration. The transcript is spliced from 2 exons. Lineage: Eukaryota; Metazoa; Echinodermata; Echinoidea; Temnopleuroida; Toxopneustidae. Bases 534 to 1760 code for a protein of 408 amino acids.